This is a messenger RNA of Knipowitschia caucasica, 867 nucleotides long. NCBI's taxonomy places the organism in Eukaryota, Metazoa, Chordata, Actinopteri, Gobiiformes, Gobiidae. The record is from the annotation of a GenBank genome assembly.
AUGGGGAACCAGGUCGACAAGUUAUCCCAUUUAAGUUACGCUGAAGUUCCUACGGUGGACCCAAACGGCGUGGACACGGAGGACGGCCCGCGGAUCGGCGUUUCUUACAUCUUUUCCAACGACGAAGAGGAGCAGGAGGACAGCAGCGCGGUGCACGGCUCACAGCGAGACUCAAAGCAGGAAGAGAAGCACUUCAACCCGGGGGACGAGGUGGAGUGCGCCGUGUACAAAUGCGGGGAGUGCAUUUACGAGAAGCGAGCCAGAGCCACCAGUCUGGACGUGUACUCCCCGGAGAACUUGCUGAACAAGUGCAAAGCGGGGGAUUUGGUGGAGUUUGUGGCCACGGGGCAGUACCCGCACUGGGCCGUGUACGUGGGAGACUUCCAGGUCGUGCAUCUGACCAGAGCGGAGGUCAAGAACAGCUUUCUGACGGAUGCGAGUCAAGGGAGAAGAUGUAGGAUCGUGAAUGACUUUUACAAGUGGAAGCCUCUCGGGGCGGAUGUGGUGGUGCAGAACGCCAUGGAGCAGGUGGGACUCAAAGACAGAGAGCUGAGUUGGAGGAAUUCUGAAAGCUUUGCGGCGUGGUGUAGGUUUGGGAAGCGGGAGUUUAAAAUGGGAGGAGAAAUACGCAUAGGAAAACAGCCCUACAGGUUGAAAAUCUUCACAUCGGACAAACAUUCACACGUGUUGGAGUUUCAGAGCCUGGAGGACAUGAUCAUGGAGAAGCGCAGGAGUGACCUGAGGGGCAGAGCGUGCGUCCUGCAGGAGCUGGCGGGACAUGUGAGCAGAUCUGUGGAGGAGGAGGUCCAGCCUGAGCCCGUGAGCGACGUGCUCAGCCACAACACUGCCUUCACUGCCUACUAUUGA